Messenger RNA from Onychostruthus taczanowskii (white-rumped snowfinch), 9792 nucleotides. RefSeq names its product hydrocephalus-inducing protein homolog. The transcript has 56 exons. Lineage: Eukaryota; Metazoa; Chordata; Aves; Passeriformes; Passeridae. Bases 1 to 9792 code for a protein of 3263 amino acids. The record is from RefSeq and is a predicted model, not a curated record. Gene Ontology annotation, biological process: axonemal central apparatus assembly; cilium movement. Gene Ontology annotation, cellular component: axoneme.
AUGAGUGUUCAGUCAGUGUCCAGUGGGCACAGGGCUGUGCUAAAGCUGCCACCAGAAGCCCCGAAAAAGAGCUUGUUUCGGAUUUCUCCAACAGAGAUGUUAUUUCAGAACUUCGUCGCUCAUGAGGUCUCUGAAAUGGUACUGUCUAUCAUGAAUAAGGACAAGAUUCCUCGGAUGGUGAAGAUCUGCAUGGAGAGCUCGCCUUAUUUCCAGCUGGCAUGCCCCAGUGAUGUGUACCACAUCGUGCCACCAGGCGCCUCCGCCCGUGUGCGCAUCCGCUUCACCCCCGAGGAGACCAAGGAUUAUUCCCACGAGCUCGUCUGCCUCACUGCAAAGGAAAAGAUCGUUGUGCCAAUUCGGGCCAUUUGUGCCCGAGCUGUCCUGGUCUUCCCUGACCAGCUGGACUUCUCCACGUGUCCAGUCAAUCACAGCAACAAGAAGACUCUGCUGGUUCGCAAUGUCGGUAACCUGGAAGCUCAUUACCAGCUGAGCACCCAGAGUCCUUUCUCCGUGGUUCCAGCCACAGGAACUCUGGGCGCUGGUGACACCAUGGAGGUGACAGUGGGAUUUCACCCGCUGACAAACGGUGAACAUUCUGGGUUCCUGGCAGCGUGCUGCAACACAGGUUCAGACCCUCCCUGCAACCAGGGGCCUGGACAGCUGCGUCCUUCCUGGGGAGUUCUGUUUGAGCAGCAGUUGCCGCUGAUGCCAAGAGUGUUGUAUCUGGACAACUUAAUGAAGAAGAAAAAAGAGGAGGAGGGCUCUUGGGAUAAUCUCAGUGCCCUCCCGAGCAACAUAGCCCAGAACUUGAUAAAGAUGCCAGAAGACCCCUUGCUGUUCUCUGAUGACUUUUUUUUCAUUGAGCCAAUGGAGGGAGAAAUCGGGCCGAAUUGUUCGGCUGAAAUCAAGGUGACCUUCAGACCCCUGAGAGCUCCAGAGCAGAACAGCUUUAGUCAACAAGCACUAAGCCCCUCCAGGCCACUGGCCUCCAGGAUGGGUCCAUUUGACAUGGAUGCAUCAUCAGGUGGCCGUGAGAGCAGGCUGCCCCUUCACCUCAGAGGGGAAGGCCAAGGACCCUUGGUUGAACUCAGCUCUGAUAUGCUGAACCUUCAGAACAUCUUUGUCGACAUCUACUAUGUCCAUGAGGGGCACUGUGCUGAGCACUUGAUGGUGUGUUGGUUUGAAACCCACGGUGCCCUGACACCAGGUUUUCUGCCCUCAAGCCACGGCAGCCAGACCUUUGCAAUUCCUUUAACCAAGGCAUUUCCUCCUCUGUCCUUGCCAUCCAGGGGCUGUGUCACUCAACCGAAAUUACACUUCGACCUCCCUGAGCUCGACUUCGGGGACGUCUCCUUUGGCUUUUCCUACACCAAGAGCUGUCGCCUCAUUAACAACUCCAUGGCACCCGUGACGUUCAAUCUCCGCAUGUCGGACGAUGGCACGCAGCCGGCUGUUAGCAGCUUUGAUCAGAUACGCAGCGACAGCUUUCCCUUCACCCAGAGCUGUCGCCUCAUUAACAAAUCCGUGGCGCCCGUGACAUUCAAGCUCCGCAUGUCGGACGAUGGCACGCAGCCGGCUGUUAGCAGCUUUGAUCAGAUACGCAGCGACAGUGACCCAUCCUGGAGGAAUGGAAUUCAUUUUUAUAUGGAGCCAAGGGAGUUUACAAUGAAUCCCAGCCAAGGGACCAUCCUCCCCCAGGGACACCAGGAUAUCGAGGUGACCCUGUGUUCCAACACCAUGACGACUUUCUACCGGAAAAUGCUGGUGGACCUGGAGGGUGUUGCUCAGCUGACAAACCCAACUGCUUUGUUAUUGAACCCAGAGAAGGAGAGAUACCCGCUAGGGACUGAAAAACCCCACUGCUUUGUUAUUGAACCCAGAGAAGGAGUGAUCCCUGCUAGGAGUGAGCUUCCUGUGACUAUCACAGCAACCCUGGAUGACACUGGUCUUUUUGAUGACUCUGUCCAGCUGUUCAUUGGGAGCAGCCUUUGGACCACCUUCUUUCUCAAGGCCUUGAGCAUUGGCACCACAAUUGUCAUAGACAAACCAUUGACCCCAGAGAUCAACUUGGGAUACCAAUUCAGCCUCCUUCCCUGUAUUCGUCGGUUCAGAGUAACAAACCGGGGCUGCCGUUUCCAUCGGCUCUCCUGGAGAGCGGAAUGCUACAGCCCACCUGAGGAGGAGAAGGGCCAGAGUGUCUCAGCCCUCAGUAGCCCCAAGGAUGAUUCCCAGAGCCCCAAACGUGCCAACCCCACGUUUGGGGUGGAGCCAUGGUCAAUGGAGCUGAAGCCAGGCCAGUCUGCAGACAUGGUGCUGCGAGGCUUCUCCCACAUCGCACAGGAGGUGCAGGAUUAUGUGUUCUGUGAAGCUAUGAUUGGGUUAGAUGCCAAACCUAAGAAGAUAAUAGAAACAAUCGUUACCUGCAAGUUUAUUCACCCCUCUAUAGAAGUGUCAGCCAGACAACUCUCUUUCCGGGUGGAGAAGAAACCCAGUGAUGUCCUGAGGCUGCAGUACCAGCCUUUGUCUUUAAAAAACACCUGCCUGCUGCCACUGGACCUUAUGCUGGACUUGGAGCAGCCGUUCCUGGUCUGUGAUGAGGACCAGCAGCCCCUCCCAAAUGGCCAGCCUGUGAGAUUGGAUGUAGGGGAGACCUGUCAUCUCUACAUCUCAUUUGACCCAUCUUUUGGACUGGAUUUGAAGAGCUGGAAAAAAGAGAAGGUUCUGAAGAUAGACAUGGUCAGGGGCCAUCCUUUUGUGGAGCGUAUCACCCUUCAGGGAGAAGUGCACUUCCCAAAUCUCCAAAUCCAGCCCAGCACCCUGGAGUUUGGCUGCAUCGUGCCUGGCACUGAAAAAGUGCGCUCUCUGAAGAUGACCAACUGCAGCCCACUUCCCGUCCAGUACCACUGGUCAUUCCAUUCAGACAGCCAGGUGAACACGUUGAGGCUUGAAGGAAUUGAGGUGCUCCAUGGACUUCCCACACACUCCCCUCGAAGUGGAGAAGAUGAGAACCUGUGUUCUCAGCCUGUCUGUCCCCUGAGCCAUCCCCCAUCAAACACUCUGAUGCAUUCCCUCCCUCUUCUCCCGUCCCUGCAGGGCUCCAUUGCACCUGGCAAGAAGCAAGUGCUGAAAUUCUCUUACAUGCCGGGAUUACCAGGAGACUUCAGCAGGACUUACCAGCUUAAAGUGGAUGACCUGGACCCGGAAAAUAUCUGCCUGAAAGGAGAAGCUUCCUUUCCCAUGAUCAGUGUCAACCUGCCCUGGAACAUCAAAGGGAAUGAAAAAUAUGAGAAGACACUGAAACAGCUCGUAAGACCCCUGCAACAAUACAGUCAGAGCAAUAAAUCAGUUGUUUCUAAGAAGACUCAGAGCCUGAAGACUGAGACCUUGAAGUCUCAGAACCGGAAAACUCAGACCACUAAGAGUCAGACCUUGGAGACUCAGAAUCUGAAGACUCAGAGCCUGGAUCCCUGCGUGCUUGACUCUGGCAUUGUAUCAAACACCCAGCUGCAGAUAAAGAUGAUGAGGAUGUUGGUAGAGAAAGCUGCUCUGGAGCUGGAGGAAAAGCUCACAUCCCAUCCCCCGAAGAGCAGGUUCCCUGACAAGGAGCUGUGCCAGAGUCUUGUCAAAGUUGAGCUGCCCCAGUAUGUCCUGGACAUGGGCCCUGUCCUUAAGGGUUACACUGAGACACGCACUCUGAAGAUCACCAACCCUGGGCAGAUCCAUGUGUCCUUCCAGGUCAAUGUAUCUGUCCUGCAGGACACAGGUUUCAGCGUGAACCUGCACCAGACGAAUGGCCUGCCCCCCAACCACAGCAUGGUGUUUGACGUGCGAUUUGAAAGUGCCCACAGGCCACAGGGUGACGUGGAAGUGGUGCUGCCCAUCGAGGUGACAGAAGGCCCCAUAUAUAACAUCCGUCUCCGUGCCACUGUAUUGGAACGGUCACUCAACCUCUCCAAGAACAGAUUGCAGUUCUCUGACAUCCUCAUUGGGCAGAGCAAGGUUGAGACCAUCCGACUCUACAACCGGUUCCAAGUACCCUGCAAAUGGUUCAUUACUGCCAGCAAGCCUGUUCUGAAGGUAAAGCACAGGCCCCUCCAGGCUUUCAGUAUCGUGCCACUGUCAGGAGUGCUGCAGCCAGGAGAGAGCCAGCAGGUCUCCUUCACCUUCUCUGGCCACCUCAACACCAUCUCCAAUGUCACGGUGCUGUGCCACGUGGAGGGAGGCCCCACCUACGAGGUGGUGGUGACCGGGGAUGCCUCACGUGUCAGCUACUCCCUGAGGCCCCAGGAGAUCAGCUGUGGCUCUCAGAUCCUGCGGAUGGCAGUGGGGUCUGAGUACCAAAAGAGUUUUUUGAUGCCUCCCCGUGCCGUGGGUGAGACGCUGCCCCCAGAGGUGCUGGAGGACUAUGAAGCACAGAAGAGGCCAGAGGCUCAACAGGCAAAGCUCAAGGCCGUGGCAGAAGCCAAGGCCAGGGCUGAGGCUGAGGCCAAGGCCAAGGCCAUGGGCAAGGCAGCAGCAGCAUACAGGACUGUCACAUUCUGUCCUGAGUCCUUGGUGAAAAUGACUGGGAAUCCUAUCUCUCGGGCUGUCAUGCGUCACCUGGGCAUUGACCCAUCUUCAGGGAGGUGUGAAGCGCAGCAGCACAGAGGGAUUGUUGUCAUUGUCCAUGGGCCACCCCAGGCAGGAAAGACAGAGAUAGCAGCAGGCCUGUGUCAGUAUUACGACGCUGCUUACGUGUGCAUUGACACCGUGGUGGAAGAGGCCAUGGCCAACGACCAGAGCCCAGCAGGGCUCUGUGCCCGGGAGCUCUGCACCAAGGCUGCCAUGGAGCUGAAAGACAAAGACGAAGGUGAUGCUGAGCUGCAGUGGGAGAGAGCUGUGCACAGGAUUGCAGAACGUGUCUUGCGAGUAGAUGAGGAAGAGUAUAAUGCCCUCCCUAAAGAGAAGAAAGCACGAGUGGAUAAAAUAAUACAGGAAAAGAAGCUCAUAAAAACUAAGCCUCCAGAGAAGGAAACCGAAGCCCCAGAGAAUAAGGAAACCAGACCCCCAGAAAAUAAGGAAACAAAGACCCCAGAGAAGAAGGAAACCCAAGGCCCAGAGAGGAAGGAAACCCAAGCCUCAGAGAGGAAGGAAACCCAAGCCCCAGAGAGGAAGGAAACCCAAGCUCCAGAGAAGAAGGAAACCAAAAUCCCAGAAAAGAAGGAAACCAAAGCCCCAGAGAGGAAGGAAACCAAACCCUCAGAGAAGAAGGAAACCAAAAUCCCAGAGAAGUGGAAAUACAAAGCCCCAAAGAUGUGCAAAAUCAUAAUCCCAAAGAAGGGGGAAGCCAAAGCCCCAAAAGAGGGGGCACCCAAAACCCCAAAGAAAGGGGAAGCCAAAGCCUCAAAGAAGGGGGAAGCCAAAGCCCCAAAGAAGGGGGAAACGAAAAUCCCAGAGGACGCAGCUGAGAUGGAGAAUAACUUGAUCCUCCACUGGUUCUCAGUGUUCACAGUUUCCACUGCUCCUGCACCGCAGCAGCUGAACAUCAUCAGCAGACGUGGGAAAGAGCUGAACUGCUUGAGCUGUGUGCUGCCUGAGGACCUGCUGGUGGACAUCCUCAGUGAGAGGCUGAAGGUGUGUGGGGUUGGGGAAAAGGAGACAUUCUUGCUCCGGAGAGACAGAAGGGAGCUGAAGUGGCUGGCUCAAAAGCUUGAGGAGGAGGCAAAGGCCUUACAGGAAGAAGGGAGGCAGAAGGAGGAAGAGAUGCAGAAGAAGGAAAAGAAGGGUGUCUCUGUGGGGAAUCAACCUCCAAAACCAGAGAAGGGGAAAACCAAGGCCCCAGAGAAGGAGGAAAUCAAACCCCCAGAGAAUAAAACCAAGCCUCCAGAGAAGAAGGAAACCGAAUCACCAGAGGGGAAGGAACCCAAAGCCCCAGAGAAGAGGGGAACCAAAUGCUCAGAGAAGUGGGAAACCAAAGCUGCAGAGAUGGAGGAAACUGAAAUCGCAGAGGACCCAGCUGAGAUGGAGAAUAACUUGAUCCUGAGGUUUCAGAUCUAUGAGUCAUCGCAGCAGAACAUUGCACAGGUUUUCUCCUCCUGGGACAGGGUUCAGGGUACCAUGCAGUUACCUGUGAGCCAAAAGGGAAACAAGUCCCAGCCUGCAGCUGGAAAUAAAGGUCAGAAGACCAAUAAGCCUCAGGAGAAGGUGGAGAAGAAGCCAGAACAAAAAAGUGGAGACCAAAGGAGUCUUCAGUCAUCUCAGCUGGAGACGCAAAGUGAAGUUGCAGAGGAGGCAGUCAGAGACGAGCAUGUUGGGGUGCCGUGCCUGGACAUCCAGGUCUCAGAUCCGAAGGCCAUGAUCGGGGAGAUCCUGAGGGAAGGGAAGCUGCCAACAGAAGAUGAGAUGCUGAAACAUCUGGGACUGCAUCCCGACGGCCCUCCCCUUCCCCCCGCUGGUGUGCUCUCCAUAGUUGAGUACCCAGAGGAGAGGUUGAGCUCUGCAGAGCGUGUGGAGCCCUUCACCAUUGUGGCACCUGAAGGUGCUGCUGUGGAAGACAAUCUGGCCAAGGCCCCACAUGCAAAGGGCAGUUCUGCCAAGGGCCAACCAAAGACAGGUAAAGCAGCCAGCAGAGACAGCUCUGCAAAGGAGAAGCACAGCUCCGCACAGAGAACAGAAAGUCCCUGGGAUUCCUCUGCCACAAGAUCCAAAAGUUCACUGGAAAGUGCCUCAACCCCUACAGAAUUCCUCAGGCUGAAACGGUACCGGUGGAUAGUGCCUGCCCACGGUCAGGUGGAACUGAAGGUGCACUUCUCCACCAAAAAGCCGGGGAAGUUUGAGCAGACACUGAGGUUUGAGCUCAUGCAGUCAAAGCGCCAGUACGAGCUGCCCUGCCGUGGCACCGGCCUGUACCCCAGCAUCUGCCAGAACCCACGGGUGGUGUUUCCACAGUGGAGGGAAACCAUGGAGGAAGAUGAAAUCAUCCUUAAGGAAUAUGUUGAGAGCACAAAGCAAUUCCACUUUGGACCGCUGCUGUGUGGGAAAUCAAGAGAGUGGUAUGUGCUCCCUAACUGUCCCAACAACUCAGAGAAUAUCACCAUCCUCAACAACUCCCCGACAGAUGUAGAGGUCAAGUUCUCCUUUGAGAAUGACGGGGAGACAUUCCUUUUGGACCCUCCCAGCAUGACACUGAAACCAAAGGAGAAGCAGGAGCUGACCAUUUGGGCAUACCCCACUUCCCCUGGCUUCCUGGAAGACAAGCUCAUCUGCAGCAUUGGGAAGAACCCGGACCCAGUGGUCUUCAGCCUGUGCUGCUAUGGGGUGCACGUGAAGCUGGAGGUCAGCCCCCGGCAGCUGUAUUUUGACAAGCUGCUUCUGCACAGGACUGACAGCAGGACCUUAGUCCUGAGAAACAAUGGCCUGCUGCCCAUGGCCUGGCAGCUCAAUGGGCUGGAUGACCUUGUUGAGGACUUCUCCUUGUCACAAGAUAAUGGCAUCAUUGAUCCCCACUCAGAGUUUGAAGUGACACUGUAUUUCAAGGCUGAGCAGAUUGGCAGCAUUGCGAAGACCCUCCGACUAGAGGUUUCAGAUACAGAAAACAUCCUGGGGAUUGUCCAGGCUGAAAACAUCAAAAUCUUUGCAGAGGUCUAUGAUGUUUGUCUGAGCAUCGACAUGCCUGAAGGUCCAGAUGGAAUCUUGGAAUUUGGAACCAUUAAUGUCCUGGAUAAUGUGAAGAAAGUCCUGAGUCUAAAGAACAAAGGGAGAUACAACAUUGAGUACAGUUUCACCCUGAAGGGUGCAGGUCCCAGGACGCGAGACGUGGCAUCCUACUUCACUGUUGCACCUCAGUCAGGCAUCCUGAUUGCCUCCCAGCCUGGUGUGAAUGUUGAGAUACUCUUCCACCCCACAAGUGAGAUGCUCCUCAAGAACAAGCCCAUCCUGUACUGCCAGGUGAUCCUCUGUGAAUCCCUGGCAUUCGUUAAGCUGUUUUAUGUGAGUGAUUGGAGCUGCUCUGUGAAAAUUAAACCCCAAACCCUGACCUUCACCAUCAGCGGGAAGGCGCACGAGCCGCAGCUGACAGUCGUGUGCCCGUGCGCUCGCAGCAAGAGGGGAACAGCCGUGCUGCGCUUCAAGAGGCUCCGGGUGGGGCGUUCCGAGGUGCUGCCCCUGGUCAUCCGGAACGACGGCAUCAUCCCUCUCAAGUUUAUGUUACGCCUGGAGCACGAGUACGGAGCGUUCUUCUUGAAAGGCAGAGCCUCCACACUCAAGGUAUUCCACACUGAAGAUGUGGAAGAGGACUCCGUUGGAAAUGAGAGCAAGCCCACAAAGCCUUUCUUCCUUCUGCAUUGUGGGCAAUCGACAGAGUUUGAUGUCAUUUUCAAACCCACCCUGGCUCAACGUCUGGAAGGGAAGAUUCGUCUGUUGGUGGGGGACAUCUACUCUAACAAGAUCCUAGUAGAGCUGGUGGGUGAAGGCCACAAGGACAAAUUCACCCUCCUUGGACUAGAGGAAGACUUCCUGGAGAGGAAUGCUAAGAGCAGUCUGAACAAAGACAUCAUUGAUGCUGUCAGAGUGAACCAUAUCCAGUUUGGGGACUGUCCUGUCAGGAAGCGCUGCCGCAGGACCUUCACCAUGGCCAACCGCACCCGUCACCAGUUCAUGCGCUUUGAGUGGGAAGCAGACGGCCCAUUCCAGUUGUCCCCCAAGGUGGGACACCUCCGUCCUCGCCGUUCCAAGGAGAUCACAGUGACCUUGAAAUCAGAUGUCCCAGCCACCUUCAGGAGGCACCUUGUGAAAUGUAAGGUGACCAAGAUCGACUUUGACCUGCCACCAAGGAAGGUUCCUGACUGGGACGACCAAAAGCUCAUUAUGUCAUGGUGGAGUACCCCCAGCAAAGACCCAGGAGACAAAUCCCCUAAAAUAGAGAGGGUGGUCAAGAUAGCCCCGGAACCGGUUCACACUGUGGUGGAGGACAGCAGCCAGGAGGUCGAGGUGUACCUCAGUGCUGUUGUUGGCUACCCCGAGUUGAAGUUGAACACAGUGGUGGUUCAGUUCAAGGAUACCUUGCCCUUCCACACAAGGACAGCCACUUUCAGCAUGCACAACACAGGGAAGGUAGCCUUGGAAUACUACUGGGAGGAACCUGCAGAUAAACCAGCGAAGAAGCCGUACUCAAUCACUCUGAUGCGUCGGUUCCUCUCCUAUGCAACUGUAAAGAAUCGCAGAAAGCUGCUGCAUCGUUACUGGCGGUACCUGGCCCGUCUUGCUAGGAGGCGUCCUAAAGUACGGCCGCGGGAGCGACGGCCUGAUAAGAAUGAGCUGUUUAUGCGGUGGUGGUGCCGGCUGAUAGGGCAGCAGCAGCAGGCUUCCGAGCAGCAGCACGAGCAGCCCGAGCAGCCCAAGAAGCCAGUCCGUUCCAAGAAGCGACGCCGCUCAGAGAAAAAGCACCUCUCGCUGAAGCACGUCACUUCCUCCAUGGAAGUCUUGCCAGAUUUCACCGAUGACCUGGCACUGUUCUCCAUCGACCCCUACCGUGGCACCCUUGCUCCUGGCCAGAAGCAGACCUUUCACGUGCGGUUCUCCCCGAAGUGCGCGGGGAAGUUUGAGACCACCAUGCUGUGCAGGAUUCCUAACCUGAGGCCAACUCAGAAGAAAGUGCGGGUGAUUUUGAAAGGCAGAGCCCGGGAGAAGAAGAAGAAGAAGAGGAGUUUUGGUAAACCGAAACGCUCUGUGUUACGGCGGAGAAAGGAGAGUGCACCUGCGUCUUGGGUCCCGAGACCCAAGAAGCAGGUGCACUGGAAACCAACAUCUACCUGA